Molecule: messenger RNA, 2712 nt
Organism: Tupaia belangeri chinensis (Chinese tree shrew)
Lineage: Eukaryota; Metazoa; Chordata; Mammalia; Scandentia; Tupaiidae
Gene: CD53
Product: CD53 molecule
Exons: 8
Coding region: 172-831 (219 amino acids)
Cellular component (GO): plasma membrane
Source: RefSeq, a predicted model, not a curated record
CUGUCGUCACAGCGAGAUCAUCAUAUUUUUUUCUCCCUUCACUUCUCCUUUUACACAAAUAGCCCUCACGUCCGUGUUACCAGCCUUGUUUCAACCACCUCAAGGUAGAUCACCAAAUUCUGUCUAAAGGACUGAAAAGCGGAGCCUGAAAAAGGGCAAGAAUAUCCCAGCAUGGGCAUGAGUAGCUUGAAACUGUUAAAGUAUGUCCUGUUUUUCUUCAACCUGCUCUUUUGGUUUUGUGGCUGCUGCAUUUUGAGUUUUGGGAUCUACCUCCUAGUUCGCAACAAAUUUGGAGUGCUUUUCCACAACCUCCCUUUCCUCACGCUGGGCAAUGUGCUUGUCAUUGCGGGCUCCAUUAUCAUGGUGGUUGCCUUCCUGGGCUGCAUGGGCUCCAUCAAGGAGAACAAGUGCCUGCUUAUGUCGUUCUUUGUCCUGCUGCUGAUUAUCCUCUUUGCUGAGGUGACCUUGGCCAUCCUGCUGUUCCUGUAUGAAAACAAGCUGAGUAAGUAUGUAGCUGAUGGCCUGACUGACAGCAUCCACCAUUACCACUCAGACAACAGCACCAAGGCGGCGUGGGACUCCAUCCAGUCGUUUUUGCAAUGUUGUGGUGUAAAUGGUACGAGGGAUUGGAAUGGAAGCCCACCAGAAUCGUGCCCCUCAGAUCCACAAGUUCAGGGUUGCUAUGAGAAGGCAGAGAUGUGGUUUCAUUCCAAUUUCCUGUAUAUUGGGAUCAUCACCAUCUGUGUAUGUGUGAUCCAGGUGCUGGGGAUGUCCUUUGCACUGACCCUGAACUGCCAGAUUGAUAAAACCAGCCAAGCUCUAGGGCUGUGACCAGCAACUGUCCUGUGCCAGAUAAACUUGUUUAAUCUCUGGAUAUCCCAAACCAUUUAUAGCGUGAAGUCUUAAAUGAUCACUUGCUGGACUGGAAUCUUUGUCCUCAUCCCAUCUCUUUCCUGUUUGGGUCCCUGUCUUAUACAACAAGAGAAGAGGGUGUUGGUCAGAUACUUCCCACUUCAGGCAGCAAGACAACCUUUCACCCACUGAUGGCAGGAGCCAUGUCUCUCAGGGUUGUGAAACAGCCUGAAUGUUUUUAGACGUGAGAGACCAAGAAAGUCUGUGGCACAUGUGGCUCAAUAUCAAAAAGCAGGUCCAGGAUACAAAUGUUUGCAUCUUUACAUUCUCAGAUCAGUUGCUAGUUUCUCAGUCUUGCCCAUUCUGCCCUCUGAAGUCAAGCAAGAGACAAGCUAGAGGGCGUUGCACAGCCAGAUUCCCCAGAUCAUUGUUACAAUCCUCUGUUUCCUCUGUAGGGCUCAUCAUGGCUACAAGAAUGAUAAAAUACUCUUUCUCCAAAGGAUAAGGUUUCAUUUUGAUUAAAGGGUCUUUUUAAUUUAAUCUAAAUCUUUCCAGAAAAUAACUAUCUAGUAGUUCAUCUCCUAACUUCAACCAAUCUCUUAGCCUUUGAUUUAUGCAGCCAUAGAGGAAUUCAGCUGUGCCAGUGUAUUUGUGAGUUGACUGAUAAUCAUCAGAAGAGUUCUAGUGUUAUUUCUCUCUUUAAUAAGGUUUUUUAUAUACUGUUAUAAUUCUUUAAUGAAUAAAUAGUUAUGGUCUCAAUCAUAACAUUCUUAUUCUUAAAUCUCAAACACCACUUCCAUGAUUCACCCUGACUGCCCUACCAGAAAAUCAGUAUAUUAGUUAUCUACUGCUGCAUAACAAAUAAUGGCAGAAAACAACAAACAUUUAUUAGGUCACAGUUUUUGUGGAUAGGAAUCUGGAAGCAGCUUAACUGGCUGAUUCUGAUAUAUGGUUUCUCACAUAACUACAAGUAAGAUGUCAAGCAGGACACUAGUCACCUCAAGGCUCAGUUGGUGGUGAAUUCACUUUCAAUUUCUCUCACUUGGCUGUUUUCAAACCUCAGUUGUUUGCCACCUGUGCUUUUCUUUAGGGCUGCCUUAUAAUAUUGCGACUGAUUUUUCCAAUAGCAAGACACCCAAGAGAGCAAGACCAUAAAAUACAGCACCCAAAACAGAAACCAUAGUCCUUUUAUAAAUUAAUGUAGAUGUGCCUUUACAUCAGAUCUGCCAUAUAUUAUUCUUCAGGAGUGAGUUGAAAGAUUCAACCCAUUCUAAAGGGGAAGAUAUUAAAUAAAACUUUGAAUUCUAGGGUGUGGAGUUCAUUGGAGACCAUCUAAGAGGUUGCCAACCACAUCAUGCUUGUUGGAUUAUGAAAAGAAGUUAAAUUGAAUUGUCUAUAAACUAAAUUUGAUUGUCUACAUGAUAACCCUAGCUUGAAAAGUAGAAAAUUAGAACAUAACUAACAUAGAAUAAAAUGUAGAGAAGUCAGAGAGAAAGGGAUGGAGAUAAUUAGUUUCUGUUCUUAAAGCUUUGCAUAGGUGCUAUUGCCUUCCUUUAAAGUAUUGGAUAGUCAGGAAAGUCAUGACACAUUUUUGCACAGAAAACCAGGAAAAUACAUUAUGAAUUUCCAGACUAAUAUCUUACAUUCAACAUGUACAAAUUGAAAUAUAACAUUGUAUCUUUCAAACCGGAUUCUCUUCUUUGUUCCCCAUAUCAGUGAAUGCUAACAUCAUUCUCCCAAUUUUUCUAGCCAAAAUCUGGCCUUUGUCCUUAGUGUUAGCCUAUCCUUUAUGCUCAACAACCAGUCAUGAAGUUCUAAAGAGUCAACCACCAAAUAUAACAUUCAUCCAGUCUCAUGUCA